This is a messenger RNA of Myxocyprinus asiaticus (Chinese sucker), 842 nucleotides long. RefSeq names its product succinate dehydrogenase complex assembly factor 3 (gene sdhaf3). The transcript is spliced from 2 exons. NCBI's taxonomy places the organism in Eukaryota, Metazoa, Chordata, Actinopteri, Cypriniformes, Catostomidae. The coding region runs from base 279 to 650 and encodes 123 amino acids. Gene Ontology annotation, cellular component: mitochondrial intermembrane space; mitochondrion. Gene Ontology annotation, biological process: mitochondrial respiratory chain complex II assembly; succinate metabolic process. The record is from RefSeq and is a predicted model, not a curated record.
AAAACACUCUCAAAACGCUGCCGUGAAGAAGUCUACCCAUAAACAAGGACAUGUAAGGUUAGGUAAUAAAUACAGUAGUAUGUACAUGCGACAUUUCUUAAUGUACAAUAUCCGAUCGCGUCGUCUAUGAGCUAUGGUUGUGGUGUCUUAAGACUUGUUUGCGGUCUAGGCUUGCUUUCUGCACAUUUGACUGUUUUCCUGGGUGCAAACAGGAGUCAUUGUCACUAUAGCAUAUCUACAGUAUAUUGUCAGCCAGGUAAAGACUGUCAGGUUAAGCUAUGGCAAAUCCAGGCCACGUGUCAAAGGUUCGGUCUCUGUAUAAAAGAAUCCUGCUAUUGCACCGGUUCAUGCCCAUAGACCUGCGAGCUCUGGGUGAUCAGUAUGUGAAAGAUGAAUUCAGAAGACACAAGACUGCAUCACAUGAAGAAGUCAAGCGCUUCAUGGUAGAAUGGGAGAACUACAAAGACACCCUACAGACGCAGGUGCUGGAAUCGGGGGGAAACAAGAAGUUGGUAUUUGGAGCUGAUUUAUCGGAAGAGAAACUCAAAUACUUUCAGGAUGAGCAAAUUGGGCAGCUUUACGAGCUUAUGCUUGAGUCUAAUAAAACCAACCGGCAGUUUGCCAUUCAAGAGGAGGGCACGCCAAAGUAAUCCCCCCCCCCCAUUUGGGACUUUUUGACUCAUGAUAAAGCACUCUCAUUCAUAGCCAAGACUGUUGAAAAUGGGUAAUUACAUUAAAGUGUGCUACAAAGAACUCAAGAGUCUUCAUUGUUGAUUUGUUUUAUGUUUCUGAGGAUACAAAAAGAGCAGGUAAAGGUGGCUUUGUGAUCAGCAGUUAUAAUG